Messenger RNA from Populus euphratica (Euphrates poplar), 4612 nucleotides. Its product is annotated as DNA ligase 1. NCBI's taxonomy places the organism in Eukaryota, Viridiplantae, Streptophyta, Magnoliopsida, Malpighiales, Salicaceae. The coding region runs from base 111 to 4421 and encodes 1436 amino acids. The record is from RefSeq and is a predicted model, not a curated record. Gene Ontology annotation, biological process: DNA biosynthetic process; DNA recombination; lagging strand elongation. The transcript is spliced from 20 exons. Gene Ontology annotation, molecular function: ATP binding; DNA binding; DNA ligase (ATP) activity.
CAUACAAAAACCUUCCCCAAAAAUCCUAGUGAAAAGAAAUGCCUUCUCCCUCUCCCUCUCCCUCUCCCUCCUUCUCCUGCUUCUUCCCGUUUCCCUCUUGACAACUUUCAAUGGCCUUUCAAUCCGAUCACCAAACCCCACAGUCCAUAAACUCGCAAACCCUAUACUACAAAUCCCUCACUUCACUUUCCCUCCAAAUCCCUCCAACCCCACCAUCCUCCCUCUCUCUCCCUCCUUCUCUCCCUCCUUCAAAACUCAUCCCCAAAACCCGUUUCCUCAUCGACGGAUUCCGCUUUUCCUCCCCUUCUGUCACCGCUUACUUCCUCUCCCACUUCCAUUCUGACCAUUACACUGGUCUUUCCUCUCAUUGGUCUCAAGGUAUCAUUUUUUGUUCCCCAGUCACUGCCUCUCUUGUUACUAGUAUCCUUAAUGUCCCUGAAUGUUUUGUCUUUUCGCUUCCUCUGAAUCGUGCUGUUGAUAUUGAUGGUGUUGAAGUUAGUUUAGUUGAUGCUAAUCACUGUCCUGGCGCUGUUCAGUUCUUGUUGAAAGUGCCCAUUUGUAAGAAUUUAGAGAAUUUUGAGUUGUAUGUUCAUACUGGUGAUUUUAGGUACUCUUGUGAGAUGAAAGAUGAUGUUUUUUUGAGAGGUUUUGUGGGGUGUAAUACGGUUUUUUUGGAUACUACUUAUUGUAAUCCGAAAUUUGUCUUUCCUUUACAAGAAGAGUCGGUUGAUUAUGUUGUUAGUGCGAUUGAGAAGAUAGGAGGAGAGGGGUUUAGUGGGGGUUUGGAGAAGAGGGUUCUGUUCCUCGUGGCUACUUAUGUGGUGGGGAAAGAGAAGAUUUUGGUUGAGAUUGCACGGAGGUGUAAUAGGAAGGUCUAUGUGGAUGAGAGGAAAAUGGAGGUUUUGAGGGUUUUGGGGUACGGGGAGAGUGGGGUGUUUACAGAGGAUGAGAAUGAGAGUGAUGUGCAUGUUGUUGGCUGGAAUGUCUUGGGGGAAACUUGGCCUUAUUUUCGGCCGAAUUUUGUGAAAAUGAAGGAAAUUAUGGUGGAAAGAGGUUACAAUAAGGUUGUGGGGUUUGUGCCAACUGGGUGGACUUACGAAGUGAAACGUAAUAAAUUUGCAGUGAGAUCAAAGGAUUCAUGUGAGAUUCAUCUUGUGCCAUAUAGUGAGCAUUCAAAUUACAAUGAACUCAGGGAGUAUGUGAAGUUUUUGAGACCUAAACGUGUCAUUCCUACUGUUGGUGUGGAUGUUGAAAAACUCGAUAGUAAACAUGCUGCUAAAAUGCAGAAGCAUUUUGCUGGGUUAGUUGACGAGAUGGCUAAUAAGAAGGAAUUUUUAAUGGGUUUUCUUCGUGGGUCGUCUGAGAAUGAUGAGAAGGUUGAAAUGGAUGCUGUCUCAGGCUUGAACGAGGGGCUGACACAGGAGAAAGAGUUAGUGCAGUCAGUUGAAAUGAGAGCCCAUGAGAAUAAUGACACUGUUGCUUGUCUCAACUCCUCAUCUACACUGCAAGAAUCUCCUACACACAAUUUAAGCAUGCUAAAUGAUGAGGAAAGAGAUAAACUCGCUCAUGAAUUGAGUGAUUGUUUGCCCAGGUGGGUUACCCGAGACCAAAUGUUAGAUUUAAUCAGCACUCAUGGGAGGAAUAUUGUUGAAGCAGUUUCUAGCUUUUAUGAACGUGAAAUGGAAUUCCAUGAUCAAUUAAUUUCUUGUAGAGUAACUGUUUCUUCAUCUGAGACGAUUCCAUUAUAUGACUCUGAAUCACCUUCACAACCAGUUUCUAUUAAUACUGAUAGUCGAAGUAUGGGUUUUAUGUCAAGCCAAAACUACAAGGCACCUAGCAAGAAUCCUAAACUAAAGGGUGGUAAUUCUCCUGGAAAAAGGAAAAGGAGCGUUGGCAAUAAGCCUGGCAAGAAAUCAAAAAUUAAUUCAAAGCUGGAAUCUGGCGGUUCGAAGCAAUCCACCAUUACUAAGUUUUUCAAUAAAGUUUUGCCUGAUGCUUCUCAAUUUAGCGUGGUUGCAUCUAUAUCUGAGCAAUGCCCUGGAGACGAAAGUUUGUUGCAAAAUGAUGAUGUUACGGAGUCAUACAGGGAGGAGGUAGAUCAGUUUAUUCAGAUAAUUGAUGGCAAUGAGUCAACAAGAAGUUAUGCUGCCACCAUCCUCAAGAAGACAGAAGGAGAUAUUAACAAGGCUCUGGACAUGCAUUAUGGUAAUCCCAAGGGUAACCUUGGCAAGAGUAUGGAGGCUUUGGUGGUUUCUGGCAAUAUGGUUGAGUAUCAGUGCGAAACUGGCUCCUCUUCUGCCAGGGAGAAAGAAUUGUUUGGAGAAAUAGAAAAUAUGGUUGAUCUAUCCGUUCAGGGAUCAUUAAUAAAAAACGUGGAUGCAACUCUUGUAUCACUACCAACAGAAAAAUAUAAUCCCAUAGAGCAUGCAUGCUGGAAUGGUGGACAACCUGCACCAUAUAUCCAUCUUGCACGUACUUUUGACCUGGUCGAGGCAGAAAAAGGAAAGAUCAAAGCUACUUCAUUAUUGUGCAAUAUGUUUAGAAGUUUGCUGGCAUUGUCUCCUGAGGAUGUGUUGCCUGCUGCCUAUCUGUGCACCAAUAAGAUUGCUGCUGACCACGAAAAUGUGGAACUAAACAUAGGUGGAACCUUGGUCACAUCGGCUUUGGAAGAGGCAUGUGGAACAAACCGGUCUAAAAUAAGGGAAAUGUACAAUAGUAUGGGGGAUCUUGGUGAUGUUGCUCAAGCAUGCCGACAAACACAGACAUUACUGGUUCCUCCCCCUCCCCUUCUUAUUAAAGAUGUAUUUUCUGCGCUGCAGAAGAUAAGUUUACAAACAGGUAGCGGAAGUACUGGUCGAAAGAAGAGCCUCAUUGUGAAUCUCAUGCGUUCUUGUAGGGAGAAUGAGAUGAAGUUUAUUGUCAGAACUUUGGUAAGGAAUUUACGGAUUGGAGCAAUGAUGAGAACUAUCCUACCUGCUUUAGCUCAAGCUGUUGCUUUGAAUUCCUUUUCUUCUGAUGAAUGUAAAGCUGAGAAUGUGAAGGAGAGACUUCAGUACAUUUCCACAGCAGUGGUUGAAGCUUAUAACAUCCUUCCUACUCUGGAUUUGGUUGUUCCUUCACUCAUAAAUGAAGGCGUUGGAUUUUCAUCGUCAACUUUAUCAAUGGUUGCUGGGAUACCUCUUAAACCAAUGCUUGCAAAAAUUACAAAUGGAGUUGCUCAAGUACUGAAGCUCUUUGAAAAUAAAGCUUUUACAUGUGAAUACAAGUACUGUGUUUGUGAAGAAAACCUAGUAGUCACAUCAAAGUGCGUACUAGCACUUUAUGCUUACGACAGUGGAGAUUCCGGAUACGAUGGUCAGCGUGCCCAAAUUCACAAAAUGCCAAAUGGCACUGUACGUAUCUAUUCACGAAAUGGGGAUGAAACAACUUCUAGGUUUCCUGAUUUGAUCAAGAUAAUUGAGGAAUCUUGUAAACCUGCUGCAGUGACUUUUAUAGUGGAUGCAGAGGUAGUUGCAGUUGAUAGAAAGAAUGGCUGCAAGCUCAUGUCCUUUCAAGAGCUAUCUUCAAGGGAGAGAGGGAGCAAAGAUUCUUCCAUUGCUGUGAAUAAGAUAAAGGUUGAUAUAUGCGUGUUUGUCUUUGAUAUCAUGUUUGCUAAUGGAGAACAGCUGUUGGAGCUUCCUCUCCGCCAAAGGCGACGAUACUUGAAAGACUUGUUUUGUGAUGAGAGAUUAGGUUGUUUUGAAUAUGCGAAGGAGAUGACGGUUGAAGCACAGGAUGCUUGUUUGACCAAUGAUUCAACUUUGACCAAGAUGAAAUCUUUCCUUGAAGAUGCUUUGCAGUCCUCGUGUGAAGGGAUUAUGGUGAAAUCUCUAGAUAUGGAUGCUGGAUACUGUCCAUCAAAACGGACUGAUGCAUGGUUAAAGGUCAAGAAGGAUUAUGUUGAAGGACUCAAUGAUUCUCUUGAUUUAGUCCCGAUUGGUGCUUGGCAUGGAAAUGGGAGAAAAGCAGGAUGGUAUAGUCCAUUCCUCAUGGCAUGUUACAACCCUGAGACUGAGGAAUUCCAAAGUGUGUGCCGUGUCAUGUCUGGGUUCUCAGAUGCUUUUUAUAUAGAGAUGAAAGAAUUCUUCUCUGGAGAUAGGAUCUUGGCCAAAAAGCCACCAUACUAUCGAACUCUGGAGGCGCCGGAUAUGUGGUUCUCUCCAGAAGUUGUUUGGGAAAUAAGAGGUGCUGACUUUACAAUUUCACCCGUUCACCAGGCUGCUGUUGGUUUAGUUCAUCAAUCUCGUGGCAUCUCAAUCAGAUUUCCAAGAUUUAUUCACUCCAUAUCGGAUAGAAAUCCAGAGGAAUGUAGCACAGCAGCAGAUAUAGCUGAAAUGUUUAAUUCUCAAACAAGGAAGAUGGACGUGACAGCUGAAAGAUGAUUAUUAUCCCAGCAAUCUCUACAUAAGCCCUUGUUGCCAAAGUUUGUUUGAGGCGAUGUGUUAAAAGGCUAUUCCAAUUUCUUGUUUAUAAGAUGGCCUGUUGCCAUGUUUUGUAGCCUCUUUUGGCUGUUGCAUAGCCUUGUGAUGAACAAACAUGAUGCUUAGACAAUUUUUGAAUUACUAUCAAUUGA